AUAAUAUUGAUCUUUUGGCUUUCAUAAUACAGGAAUGAACACAACUAUAACUAUUCGUAGAUAUUGCCAACUUGUGUAAUUUUGAAAUAGUCUAGUUCAAUAAACAGUAUAGGCCAGCGGUUAAGAUAAUGCGAUGUCGAUAUAGAGUAUAAGGAAUAACCUCAAAGAAAUUUAUAACGCUUUCUUUGAAACAAUUGGAAAGUCUCUAUCAUUUCAAGAGCAGCUUUUAACGGUAAUUUAAUACCGCAUAUAAAACGCGAUAAUGGGGAAUUGCAUGAGUUCUUCAACAGGAGGAAAUCCAAAGGCCCAGCCAAGUGGAACGACAUCGAACGAUGUCGAAGGAAUGAAGUCGACGCCGGUGUCAACGUCGUCUGGAUCUGCUAAGCGAGUCGUGUUCGUAUUUGGAUGUUCGGGUAAUGUCGGUGGCGCCACAAUCAGAGCCCUGUCCUCCCAGUUUGGGGAUAAGUUGGAUAUCAAAGCCGGUGUUCGGGAAUCAAGUAUGGCUAAGGCAUCUCCUCUUCAAGAAUUGCCUGGGGUCACGGUUGUUUCUGCUGCAAUGGGCGAUAAAGAGAAUCUAGUUUCCACUCUCAAAGGCGUCGAUGUCAUGUUCGUGACCGUUCCUCCCACUGAAGAUCGAGGUGACAUCAGCAUCCGUACCAUGGAAGCAGGCAAGCAAGCCGGUGUUAACCACGUCAUCGUCGUCAGUUUUCCAGCAGUAGAUCUCGAUAUCUUGUUCGGACGACAAUUUAAGCCCAUUGAAUCUGCUGCGAAAUCUCUUGGCAUGACAUACACAAUCUUACGACUACCAAUGUUUGUCGACAACCUCUUCAUGGCGAAGGACGGGAUCGUUGGUCAGUCGAAAAUAUAUUCUCCGAUGGAAUCAGAUAAACCCUACUGCCCUGUCGUGGUCAAUGACAUCGGCGUUGCUGCUGCGACGAUUAUGGCGUCGUAUGAGAAACACGAAAAUACGACCUACACCUUAACAAGCACCCGGUUUACAUACAGAGAGCUUGCCGUGCUCUUCAGCGAGGCGCUGGGUCGUGAGAUCGUCCACGUACAAGUGCCUUACGAGGCUGGCAAACAAGCCUUUGUGGACAUAGGAAUGCCGGAAUGGCAGGGAGAAGGAGCCAUGGAUCUUGUUCGACUCGUCAACGAAGGGUCUCCGGCUGCCGACAUCGCCGAUAUGGGAGAUUUUAAGAAGAUCACGGGCAAGGACCCGACAGAUAUCAAAACCUGGGUCAACCAAGUCAAGGAUGCCUUUACUGGAUGAGGAACAAAUAUGAACUGGAGAAGAUAAUUAUAAUCAUGACGACGCGUCCAUAAAGUUGAUCACGCUUGUGAUAAUGUGACGAUCGAUGAUGAUGAUGGUGAUGA
Molecule: messenger RNA, 1374 nt
Organism: Lytechinus variegatus (green sea urchin)
Lineage: Eukaryota; Metazoa; Echinodermata; Echinoidea; Temnopleuroida; Toxopneustidae
Exons: 4
Coding region: 263-1270 (335 amino acids)
Source: RefSeq, a predicted model, not a curated record